Linnemannia hyalina is the source of this 981-nucleotide messenger RNA. NCBI's taxonomy places the organism in Eukaryota, Fungi, Mortierellomycota, Mortierellomycetes, Mortierellales, Mortierellaceae. The record is from the annotation of a GenBank genome assembly.
AUGCGGUUCUCUUCUAUCUCCAUACUCGCCGCCAUCCUCACCAUCUCAUAUCAAGUCUCGGCUGCGCCAAUACCCUCGUCAACAACGCCCGCCAACAGCAUUGUGCAACUCCCUGCCUCGUUCCCCUACAAAGUCAGCGGACCCACUCCCGCAUCGCUGAACCACCCUGGUCAAGUUCUUGAUAGCUGUACUCGCCCCAACUCUUAUGCGAUCUCGUUUGAUGAUGGUCCUGGGCAAUUGACGGAUGAAUUGCUGGAUUAUUUGGAUGAGCAGCGGAUCAAGGUGACCUUCUUUAUGAACGGCGACAACUGGAACUGUAUUUACCGCCCAGAGUCGCAGCGUCUACUGAAACGCGCUUUCAAUGCCCAGCAUCAGAUUGCAUCCCACCCCUGGUCGCACCGUAAUCUCGAGACACUCUCCGAACGAGAGAUCCGCCAAGAGAUGUAUAAGAUCGAGGAUGCUUUCCGGGACAUCCUUGGAGUUGUACCCAAGUAUAUGAGACCCCCCUAUGGCGAACACUCAGAACGCGUUCGCAAGAUCAUGGAGAGUAUGGGCUAUGUUAUGAUCCUCUGGGAUGUCGAUCAGAUUACUUCAUCAUCCUCUUCCUCCGACAAGAUCGUGGAAGAUUCUUCGUCGCUGACCCAGAGCGGGGAUCGCAACUACCACAACCAGCAGCCCAUGGGCUCUGGCUCCUCUUCAACGUCGUCGCAGAGUCAUCAGCCCAAGACAGAAUUCUCGUCAAAGUGGGCGGAGGCCGUCCGCGGUGUGCCCUCGAUGGCAUUGGACCGCGAUGCGAUGAUGAUGGGUGGUAUCUACCAAGAGGCGACCAGCGUUUGGGCGGUCGAGUAUGUGCAGUCGUUGGGAAUGGACAUCAUGCCUGUCGGUGCCUGUAUGGGUGAAACCGAUCCCCGCCUCUGGUACAACGAGAUUUCAGAGCCAGCAGAGACCAACUCUCUUCCCUCCACCUGCCACAACUACUAA